GGAACAUUAACGCAUCAGCAAGAUCAAGUUGAAGCAAACGGUGAAAGCUGAGACAAUGGCACUUGUGACUCUCCCAGGGCUAGAUGGCGUCCUGCCUUUGAUUGCCUCUGGCAAAGUACGCGAACUCUUCCAAGUCGACGGCAACUCUCUCUUGUUUGUUGCAACAGAUCGCAUCUCGGCCUACGAUGUGAUAAUGAAAAAUGGUGUCCCUGACAAGGGCAUCAUGCUCACGCUCAUGACUGCCCAUUGGUUUAAAUAUCUACAGCAACAAAUCCCAGAUCUCCAAACGCAUUUUAUCUCAUUAGAUGUGCCAUCCGCAGUGUCAGCAGACAAGGCUGCUCAACUCAGAGGCCGGAGCAUGCAUGUGAGAAAGUUAAAGGUGUUUCCAGUCGAGGCCAUCGUGCGUGGGUACAUUUCUGGUUCAGCGUGGGCGUCUUACCAGAAAAAUGGCACUGUCAACGGCAAGAAGAUGCCAGAGGGUCUGCAGGAAUCUCAGGAACUGCCCGAGCCCAUCUAUACGCCCAGCACCAAGGCCGAGCUUGGUGCCCAUGAUGAGAACAUCUCCACGGAGGAGGCAGCAAAAGUUGUCGGCGACAAGUAUGCUGCGCGUAUCGAAGAGCUGGCCUUGAAAAUCUACAAGGCCGCCAGAGAUUAUGCACGUGAGAAAGGAAUCAUCAUUGCCGACACCAAGUUUGAAUUUGGCUUGGAUGAAGCAACCGAUCAAGUGGUCUUGGUUGACGAGGUGUUGACACCGGAUAGCUCAAGGUUCUGGUCGGUCGAGAAAUACCAGAUUGGCAAGGGUCAGGACAGCUUUGAUAAGCAGUACCUUCGGGAUUGGCUGACCUCAAACAACCUCAAAAAUAAAGAAGGUGUUUCGAUGACAGACGAUGUCGUCGCAGCCACCCGCGCCAAAUAUGCAGAGGCUUUCAGAAUCUUGACUGGCAAGUCAGUGGAGGAGGCCGUUGGCGAGCUGAAAUAAGCGGACCUUCGUGGUAUGGUGGACUGGUGUCCUUGUGCGUUGCAUUAGCGAUAUAAUGGGCUGGUGUCUUUGUCCCUUGCAUUAGCGAUAUGGUGGGCUGAUGAUCUUGUACGUUUCAAAAAAGAUAGUGGGAGCGACUAUUAACUUGACAUGAAAUUCUACCUACCUUGUUUAUUAGAUAGGUACUUUAGGCCGUAAUAUACCCUAGUCCCUACCCCUUAUAGGUACUCUAGGUGUCAGGAAC
Messenger RNA from Exophiala mesophila, 1223 nucleotides. RefSeq names its product phosphoribosylaminoimidazolesuccinocarboxamide synthase. NCBI's taxonomy places the organism in Eukaryota, Fungi, Ascomycota, Eurotiomycetes, Chaetothyriales, Herpotrichiellaceae. The record is from RefSeq and is a predicted model, not a curated record. The transcript has 2 exons. Bases 56 to 979 code for a protein of 307 amino acids. Gene Ontology annotation, cellular component: cytoplasm. Gene Ontology annotation, molecular function: phosphoribosylaminoimidazolesuccinocarboxamide synthase activity. Gene Ontology annotation, biological process: 'de novo' IMP biosynthetic process.